Messenger RNA from Eruca vesicaria subsp. sativa (arugula), 285 nucleotides. The record is from the annotation of a GenBank genome assembly. Lineage: Eukaryota; Viridiplantae; Streptophyta; Magnoliopsida; Brassicales; Brassicaceae.
AUGCUGCAGUUUGGUGACUGGAACCAGAGAGGUGGAGUAACUAUUCCUGAUUAUUCUAUGGAUUUCACAAAGAUUAUAAAGAUGUGGAAACAGAACAAAAGAGACCCUUCUCGAGCCAGUCUUGGCAACGAAGAUGAGCUCACUAAGCCACCCGAAUCAGCUUCAGCAACUGCUAAGCUCACCACGGUUCAUAGUGAAGACCAACAUCAGUUCUCUCCAGCUCAUCAUCACCAACCACAUUCCCCUUUAGUUUAUGAAGAAUAUGAUUUCUAUUACAACAUUUAG